This is a messenger RNA of Corticium candelabrum, 1637 nucleotides long. RefSeq lists its product as uncharacterized. Gene Ontology annotation, molecular function: transmembrane transporter activity. The transcript has 7 exons. The coding region runs from base 95 to 1624 and encodes 509 amino acids. Gene Ontology annotation, cellular component: membrane. Gene Ontology annotation, biological process: transmembrane transport. Lineage: Eukaryota; Metazoa; Porifera; Homoscleromorpha; Homosclerophorida; Plakinidae. The record is from RefSeq and is a predicted model, not a curated record.
AAACGCUAGACGGCUCGACAACGGAGAAAGAAACCAGACUGACUCACCAUGGACGAAUGACGAAACAGGCGAGCUGCUACCCGUUGUCUGGUGUAUGUCAAUGGGUGUGCGUUUCUAUCGGUUAUGGCAGUUGGCGACUUGCUACUCGUUGUAUGUGCUGUUUAUUCUGAUGAUGGUUUAUCUGGUGAAUCAAAUGGAUCGCUUUGUGUUGGGAGUCACCGCUCAGGAGUCUGCAAAGAGUUUGCGUUAUGGAGAACAAUCGUGCAUAAAGAAAGAUUUAGGCGCAAGCACCAUCCAAUGUAGAAAAAUCAAAGUAAAAGAGAAUUGCACAAGCAUCGAGUACAACUCGAGUUGUAUCUGGGACUAUAAUGGACAAGGUAUUGAAUACCAAGUGCUUGCAGGACCUGUGUUCGUUGUCGUCUUUUCCUUCGCUGUUGUUGUGAUGGGAAUCGUGGCCGAAGUCGGACGUGUUAACAGACCCAAAGUGCUUGCACUCUUUGUCUUCCUCUGGUCAUUGGCGACAUUUUUAAUGGGAUUUACGAACGCUUAUUGGGAGCUUGCCGUACUGAGAAUGUCUCUGGGAAUAUUUGAGUCUGUUUGCACUCCAUUCUCUGUUAGCAUCAUAUCGAAUUAUUUUGAAAAGAGAAUUCGUGCUUCUGCCAUGGCCAUACUCAAUUGGGGAAUAUACGGUGGCUUUAGUUUGGCUUUUGCAUUCAAGUAUCUUGUUCUUGUUGAUGGAUGGAGGUGGGCAUUUCGCGUUGCUGGUAUGCCCGGCAUCAUCUUGGCCGUUAUUCUCUUCUUUACAGUGAAAGAAAGAGACAGGAACUACAGACAAGUACGCGUGUCAUCUCAAAUAUCAGAACUUUGUCGUGUCUUGAGGCUGUUUCUUUCUCCUUCGCUUGUCUUCUUGUCCAUUGCUGGUGGAAUUCGCAAUGGUGCUGGUCUUGUGUUUGCCUACAAUGUGGAUAGUUUCUUCACUCAAUAUCGAGACACCAAUUCUGCUCACUACAUGUCUUGGGUACCUCUAGUAGGCGGAACAAUAGGCUCAUUACUAGGCGGCAUCCUAUCAGACAGAGCAGCCAACUUGUAUGGUCAUACAGGAAGGAUGAUGGUACUGGUUGUCAGUCAGUUUGUGGCUGCACCUCUAGCAUUUGGUGUCUUGUCAAUCUCAAAUCCAACUGGUGCAUUCGUGUGUCUUCUGGUGUCUUAUGUUGUUGGUGAGAUGUGGAUUGGUGUGUGUCUCACUGUUGUGGUGGAGCUACAAAGAAGAAAAUCGACUAGCGCCGUUGCUAUCUAUAUGUUUGUCAUAAAUAUGUUGGGAGGAAACAUGGUGGUGUUGGUUGCACCUCUUAGCUCACUUCCUGGAUGGGAUCUACACGACUCACUGCUCGUGCUUUAUCCAGGAAUGUAUCUACUCAGUUCGUUUCUAUUCUGUGUAACACUUUGUGUAAUACGGCGACUGAGACGAGAAAGAACGGAUAGUUCAUUAAGUGAAUAUAGCAUUACAGGAUCACAAGAGGCCGAGUUGGUGUCAUCACCUGUGUGUUGUCACACACAACUGUCUCCUGAACUGAAUAAUCCAGAAGAAUGUGAGUCACUUAUUCCAAGUCCUGAGAUAAACUGAUGUAGCCAAUGUG